GCGUGGGGCGUGGGGCGGGAGGCGCCAAAGUGUGGGGGGCGUGGGGCGGGCAGUGCCGAGGAGCCGCUACCACCUGCCGUUAUCCCUGCGCGCGGCGGGGCUUCCCUCACCCCCCAGUCCUGGUAGGCGGCGCCGGAGACCCAGGGGCCGAGACCGCGAAUCUGGAGUCCGCGGCGCUCGCCCGGCCAGGCUGGCGACUCGCUUCGUUUUGCAGAGCGGCUGCUCCCCUCCCGGUCCAGCUGCGACGCUAGGAAAGCGUCAGACUCAGUCUGUCACGGGAGCCCGCGCGUGGCGUGACGAGGGAGAGCUGGGCUCGGCGGCGAGGGACUCGUUUCGUGCCUGGAGAGGCAGGAAGAGGGCGCGGGCAGCGCAUCCUCGGGCGGGGACGCCCUGAAAACAGCCACCGCAGCGGUGGACACAGUUUGUUUGGCUUUAUUUGUACGGAGUGCAUUUUCAGUGACGUGCGGUCUUGCUUCAAAGAAGAAAUGCCCCCCCAAGAGCUCAGCCGGCGACUGGCCGCAGUGACCACGCAUGUCGAUGAAAUUCUGCAGCAGGACGUCAGGCCCUUGAUGGCGGUGGAAAUAAUAGAACAGCUUCACAGACAAUUUGCCAUUCUUUCAGGAGGCCGAGGGGAGGAUGGCGCCCCCAUCAUCACGUUCCCAGAGUUUUCAGGGUUCAAACAUAUCCCAGAUGAAGACUUCCUGAAUGUCAUGACCUACCUGACCAGCAUCCCCAGUGUGGAGGCUGCCAGCAUUGGAUUCAUUGUCGUUAUCGACAGACGAAGAGACAAGUGGAGCUCCGUAAAGGCGUCCUUGACACGAAUAGCUGUGGCAUUUCCAGGAAACUUACAGCUCAUAUUCAUCCUUCGUCCAUCUCGCUUUAUCCAGAGGACAUUCACUGACAUUGGCAUUAAAUACUAUCGAAACGAAUUUAAAACAAAAGUGCCGAUCAUCUUGUUAAACUCUGUCUCUGACCUUCAUGGCUACAUCGACAAAAGCCAACUGACCCAGGAAUUAGGGGGGACUUUGGAAUAUCGCCACAGUCAGUGGGUAAAUCACCGCACUGCCAUCGAAAACUUUGCCUUGACCUUGAAGACCACUGUCCAGAUGCUGCAGACAUUCGGGGCCUCCCUGGCCACAACAGAGCUGCCCAGAAGCAUGCUAUCCACGGAAGACCUUCUCAUGUCCCACACAAGGCAGCGGGACAAGCUACAGGAUGAGCUGAAAUUACUUGGGAAGCAGGGGGCCACAUUGCUGUCAUGCAUCCGAGAACCAGCAACCAAAUAUCCCAACAGCAAACUCAAUCUCAAUCAACUUGAGAACGUAGCUGCCUUGGAAAGGUUAUUAGUUCAACUGCAUGAAACAGAAAAAGCCUUUAGUGAGUUUUGGUCCAAGCAUCAUCUGAAGCUUAACCAGUGCCUGCAGCUGCAGCAUUUUGAGCACGAUUUUUGUAAGGUUAAGCUUGCCCUGGAUAAUUUGCUGGAAGAGCAAGCAGAGUUUACAGGCAUUGGAGACAGCGUGAUGCACGUGGAGCAACUUCUUAAGGAACACAGAAAACUGGAGGAGAAAAGCCAGGAGCCCCUGGAAAGGGCCCAGCUGCUGGCACUGGUUGGGGACCAGCUCAUCCAAAGCCACCAUGAUGCAGCAGACGCCAUCAGGUCCCAGUGCGUGGAGCUCAGGCACCUCUGUGACGAUUUCAUCAAUGAAAACAAGAAAAAACAGGAUGUUUUCGGAAAGUCCCUGGAGUUGCACAGACAGCUGGACAAGGUCAGUCAAUGGUGUGAGGCAGGGAUCUACCUCUUGGCCUCCCAAGCUGUAGACAAGUGUCAGUCUCGAGAGGGGGUUGACAUCGCCUUGAACGACAUUGCGACAUUUCUGGGCACAGCCAAGGAGGACCCGUUGCUCAGCCCCAAGGAGUUUUACGACGAGUUUGAGUUGCUACUCACCCUCGAUGCAAAGGCCAAAGCCCAGCAAGUCCUGCAGAGGCUGGGCGAUGUGCAGGAAAUAUUUCACAAGAGGCAAGUGAGUCUGAUGAAACUGGCAGCCAAACAGACUCGUCCAGUGCAACCUGUGGCCCCACAUCCUGAGUCGUCACCAAAAUGGUUGUCAUCAAAAACCAGCCAGCCCCCCACCUCGGCUCCUCCACUGAGAACUUCCGAGGAACCUUAUACCGAGGCAGAGUUGAACUCCUGGGGAAAGCAAGACCGUGAGACUAACUUGGGAGUCAAGAAUGAAGAAUUCUUUGAAAGCCUUCGUGAGAGAGGGAACCCUCAGCUGGAGCAGCCGGCCAGGCUCAGAGACCCUUCCCCCUGCAGGCGCAUUAUAUGUGACUUGCUGGAGACGGAAGAGAUUUAUAUAAAAGAGAUUAAAAGCAUAAUUGAUGGAUACAUCACUCCAAUGGAUUUUAUUUGGCUAAAGCAUCUAAUUCCAGACGUCCUUCAGAAUAACAAGGACUUUCUCUUUGGGAAUAUGAGAGAACUUUACGAAUUUCACAGCAGGACUUUUCUGAAAGACUUGGAAAAGUGUGCUGAGAACCCUGAACUUCUGGCACAUUGCUUUCUCAAGAGAAAAGAAGAGCUUCAGAUAUAUUUUAAAUACCACAAGAAUCUGCCCCGAGCUAGGGCAAUCUGGCAAGAGUGUCAAGACUGCGCAUACUUUGGGGUAUGCCAGCGCCAACUGGAUCACAAGCUCCCUCUUUUUAAGUAUCUUAGAGGACCAAGCCAGAGGCUUCUAAAAUACCAGAUGCUGUUGAAGGGUCUGCUGGAUUUCGAGUCUCCUGAAGAUACGGAGAUAGACCCAAGUGAACUGGGAGGCUCGGCUAAGGAUGGGCCAAAGAGAACCAAAGAUUCAGCAUUCUCAACUGAACUACAGCAAGCUUUGGCAGUGAUAGAGGAUUUGAUCCAGUCCUGUGAGUUGGUUGUGGACCUAGCAGCAGUGACCGAAUAUCCGGAUGAUAUUGGAAAACUAGGUGAGCUGUUGAUGCACAGCCCUUUCAGCGUCUGGACAAUUCACAAGGACCGUUAUAAAAUGAAGGAUUUGAUUCGAUUUAAGCCCAGUCAGAGGCAAGUCUACCUAUUUGAAAAAGGAAUAGUGUUCUGUAAGAUACAAAUGGAGCCUGGGGACCAGGGAUCAUCUCCUCAUUACAGCUUCAAGAAGUCCCUGAAGUUGAUGUCACUUUCAAUUCGCCAACUUGGAAGGGGGAGCCAUAGAAAGUUUGAGAUUGCCAACCGAAAUGGACUUGAGAAAUACAUCCUGCAGGCAGCUUCAAAAGAAAUCAGAGACUGUUGGUUUUCCGAAAUAAGUAAAUUAUUGAUGGAACAACAAAAUGAUGUUCAAGGGACCUCAGGGCCAUGCGUGAGAGGAAGGACACUGCGAGCCAACGAGGGAUGUAGAGAGAGGGCCUCUUGAGAUAACCAGGCAGAAGAGGACAUUGUACCCAGGUAUGAUGGAGUCAGCUAGGGCUUGGGCAGGGAAGAGAAGAGUGUCCCUGAUGGUUGAGACACAGACGCAGGAGAAGCCAAAGAGGGAGGCAGGCGCUGAGGUUUGGGACAAGCUCCUCAGCUGUGGCAUCACUGCCUGAGAUCAGAAAGUGUAGCAAGACUGCUGGGAAAGAUCAGGCCCCACCCAGAAGAAUGCAGGGGCAGGCAGUGCGGUGGGUGAGAAAUACAAGGCAAAGCCCCAGUCCUGGCAGAAAUAAAGGCCACCAUCCCAUCCUAGGAACUGGGCAACAUGUGCCAGUCACAUCAGUAGUUAAAGGUGGCCCAGGAACCUUGAAAACCACAGAGCUGCCUCAAAGUGAGCACGUUCAGUGAUGAUCUGGAGCCCAGCUUGAGAGAGUCAGGGAUAGGGUGGAAGGAAAUUGAGAUGGAGAGGUACACCUCAAAUAUCGGGCUGAGGAAUUUGGCAUUUAUACUGUGGGAGGUGGUGGAGGGUCCCUGGAGAUUGAGAUCUGGUGCUAUUCUCAUACCUGGGACAACACUUGAGUAAAGAAUGAUUCUUAUCCCUGUCCCAGGACUCGUAAGUUUUCCCUCAUCAAGUCACAUAAUUUGGGCUCACAUGGAAAAAAUCAGCAUUUGAUGGGCAUACUGUUUAUUUAUUGAUGCAGUAUUAAUGGAGCUAACUGUAGGAACUUGGUUGGACCCAGAAUCAAUGCACGUGGGAAACUCAACAGGACAGGCAGAGAGAAGGGGACGAUGCCAGGAUGUGAGCCAGGGGCUGCAGCAAUGUUUUCUAAACUCCUGGGAAAAUAAGAUCAAGACCUACACACCUUUAUAGAUCUUUAUAGUAUUCUCUCUAUGCACAUAUGU
Callithrix jacchus (white-tufted-ear marmoset) is the source of this 4306-nucleotide messenger RNA. RefSeq names its product MCF.2 cell line derived transforming sequence-like 2 (gene MCF2L2). The record is from RefSeq and is a predicted model, not a curated record. Gene Ontology annotation, cellular component: cytoplasm. Gene Ontology annotation, molecular function: guanyl-nucleotide exchange factor activity. Lineage: Eukaryota; Metazoa; Chordata; Mammalia; Primates; Cebidae.